AUGUCAAAGCUAAUCGAGGUGUUUCUGGGGAAUCUCUGGACGCAGCGAUUCACCUUUGCCCGAAUGGGCUUGGAUCUGCUGCCCAAUAGCGGCAAUAGAAAGGGCAAAGUUCUGCGAUCUCCCAUUCUUUAUGGCAUUAUGUUUCUGGCCACCGGCUUUGAACUCUGCACCGUGUGCGCUUUUAUGGUCCAACAUCGCAACCAAAUCGUGCUCUGUUCGGAGGCCUUGAUGCAUGGCUUGCAGAUGAUCUCCUCGCUUCUAAAGAUGGCCAUAUUCUUGGCCAAGUCCCACGACCUGGUGGCCCUCAUUCAAUUGAUUCAGACGCCUUUUACGGACGCCGACGAGGACGAGGAUCUUUCGGAAUGGCGAUCCCAGAAUCGCAGGGGCCAACUUAUGGCUGCCAUUUACUUCAUGAUGUGUGCCGGCACAAGUGUCUCCUUUCUGUUGAUGCCAGUGGCUUUGACCAUGCUGAAAUACCAUUCGACGGGGGAAUUUGCACCAGUCAGCUCGUUUCGGGUGAUCCUUCCCUAUGACGUAACUCAACCGCAUAUCUACGCCCUGGACUGCUGCCUGAUGGUGUUCGUUCUGAGCUUCUUUUGCUGCUCCACCACGGGAGUGGACACCUUAUAUGGCUGGUGUGCCCUGGGCCUGAGCUCCCAGUACCGUCGCCUUGGUCAGCAGUUGAUGUGGAUUCAGGAGCACUCCGAUCCAUCUCGUUCGGAUUUCGGUUUCGGCAAACUCUUCGCCGAACAUGCUCGUCUCUUGAACUUGGUCCAACAUUUCAAUGCCAGCUUUAUGGAAAUUGCCUUCGUUGAGGUUCUGGUGAUCUGUGUGCUCUAUUGUUCAGUGAUUUGCCAGUACAUUAUGCCACAUACCGACCAGAAUUUCGCCUUUCUUGGGUUCUUUUCCAUGGUGGUCACCACCCAAUUGUGCAUCUAUCUCUUUGGCGCCGAACAAGUUCGUUUGGAGGCUGAGGCAUUUGGCAGACAGCUUUACGAGGUGAUUCCUUGGCAAAAACUUUCUCCGCAACACCGAAGACUUUUACUUUUUCCCCUGCAACGAGCUCAACGCGAAACCAUCCUGGGUGCUUAUUUUUUCGAACUGGGAAGACCUUUACUCGUUUGGAUAUUUCGCACAGCGGGCUCUUUUACAACUUUACUCAACGCACUUUAUGCAAAAUACGAAACGCCUUAG
This is a messenger RNA of Drosophila takahashii, 1194 nucleotides long. It is a transcript of the gene Or1a, whose product is annotated as Odorant receptor 1a. Gene Ontology annotation, biological process: vesicle fusion; vesicle-mediated transport; detection of chemical stimulus involved in sensory perception of smell. Lineage: Eukaryota; Metazoa; Arthropoda; Insecta; Diptera; Drosophilidae. Gene Ontology annotation, molecular function: syntaxin binding; SNAP receptor activity; odorant binding. The record is from RefSeq and is a predicted model, not a curated record. Gene Ontology annotation, cellular component: SNARE complex; plasma membrane.